Molecule: messenger RNA, 2073 nt
Organism: Echinostoma caproni
Lineage: Eukaryota; Metazoa; Platyhelminthes; Trematoda; Plagiorchiida; Echinostomatidae
Source: the annotation of a GenBank genome assembly
AUGAUGCUAAGAUGGCGUCAACAGAGUCGAGCCGGUUCGGGUCACCUUGUAUACAGCGUGUGCGAGACCGCAUUGACUCGAAUCGAUCGGGAUCUACGCACACCACAAUCCACUAUUCAAACUGGGCUCACCACCGACCAUGUGCAAAACAAAACUCAAGCAAUCAACAAAUCUGUUGUCAACAAACCACAUUCAGCUCGAGCAGUUGGACAUCCGGCCGAAUAUUGGCUAUUCAGUUUGGUGUUUAACUCAGACCAAAUUCUCAGCGUGCAUGUGGAUAUACGUUAUCAGAUGCACAGUUGCGAACAAGACCGAGGUGCUUUGGAUCAAGGCAUCUGGGAGACCCAUCAGUGUCGGGAAGAAUUUGAUGUGAUGGUGAAACAGUUCGAUCAACCGGAUAAUAAUUCCCAACUGCAGGGUUUCCGACAAAUUGACCAAUUGUCUCCAAAACACGUUCAACCUGUCAAUUCGUAUGCCGGAAAUAACCUGAUGAAGAUGGUGCACGCUAAUUUUCGACCAACCAGCAAACGAUUUCAGCUGGCACUGCGUGACACCGGGGCGUGUGUCCUCAUAGAUCAGUUAGUGAUCUACUAUCUUCAUUGUCCUCAAACAGAAGUUAAUCUGAUGCAGCUACCACAAACUCAUGCUGGUCACAAUGCGGAAAUUAGAUUCGUACCCGGAACAUGUGUGUCGGGAGCAACUCAUUCCGUCGGACCGUUUCCCAUGGCAUUUACCAAAGGACCAACCAGAGUACCCGGUGCUUUCUGUAUGGUGAACGGCAAAUGGCAUUUGGACGAUGACGAGUUCCAGUGCAUCUGUGAACCUGGAUUCGAACUGGGACCGAAAGGACUCACAUGUGAAGCCUGUCUUCGCGGGACAUUCAAACCUAUCGCGGGAAACGGACAGUGUCGUGUUUGUCCACUCAAUUCGAUGGCCACCAAUCUGGGUCAACUGCAGUGUGAUUGCCUGCCCGGUUAUUUUCGGCUGUCCCGAAUCAGUUCACCGAAUUAUCCGUGUUUCGGCCCUCCGAGUUCACCGCGAAAUCUGAAUGCGGUUCGUAUUAAUGGGACCUCAGUUGAACUCACAUGGGACCAUCCAAUUCGAUCUGGUGGACUAAAAGAUAUACAAUUCCAUGUGACCUGUCAAGGUUGUACACCAAACGCGGUCACCUAUUCGCCUUCAAAUCUACUGAACGGUACCAGGGUACGGAUCUCCGGGUUACAACCGCUCACACGUUACCAGUUUGAUGUGUAUGCCCAAAACGAGGCGUCAAGCCUGGCAGAUGCCUUGUGGGCUCACGUGACCAGUGUAAUUGUCACAACGCGUUCCGCUCCAACCAUUCUCGUGAAUCAAGUUCGAUCAGAGGUGAUUGCACCAAAUGCUGUGCUACUCCAGUGGAAAGCGCUCCAGUUAACUCCAACUCAGUCUAAUCAUACCUCAUCCAUUGAUAAUCAGGUUGAAGGGUUCGCAGAGUCUCUCGACCAUCUUAAGGCGGUCAACUACGAGGUUUGUGUAAUCCUUGCGAACCAGUCUGGCAUUAUGUCUGUGUCGACAAGCACUCCCCGACAUCCAAUUCAGAAAACAAAUGGAACAGAUCAACCAGAAUCCGGACUUGUAACUAUUCCCAGUGCAGUAUAUCAUACAUCGGUUCCAAAAAUCAAACUAGACAAUUUGUCAAGGGAACACGCGUACUGGAUUCAGAUUCGAGCUCAAACGGACUAUGCGUAUGGGCCAUAUAGUAGUCCAUUGUAUCUUCAGUUGACACCGGAUACCCGUGUGGAUUCCUGGACCACUCCGUACCCUUCAAGCAAGUUAACCGAACCGAUUACUGUAUCGAGCCUAGCAGAGGACAGGGCGGAUGUGAAUUCGAAGGAGCCGAUUGGAUGGAGUUCAACUGAUCAUGAUACGGAAGAGAAAAUUGUAACCACGGGACUUGUUUUGUCCGUUGGAUUGGCUUUGUUUAUGAGUGAGUCGUGUUUCGAUAUUUUGCAUAUUUUCGUUGACUACUGGAAGUCACCUUUAUUCCUGACGUGUACAGAAGCACUCGUGCUUCAGCUCGCAUCUCAAAUGUGA